Molecule: messenger RNA, 4545 nt
Organism: Ricinus communis (castor bean)
Lineage: Eukaryota; Viridiplantae; Streptophyta; Magnoliopsida; Malpighiales; Euphorbiaceae
Product: KH domain-containing protein At4g18375
Exons: 8
Coding region: 160-2043 (627 amino acids)
Biological process (GO): regulation of gene expression
Cellular component (GO): nucleus; cytoplasm
Molecular function (GO): mRNA binding
Source: RefSeq, a predicted model, not a curated record
AAAAGAAAAAUAUAAAAUAAAAUAAGUUACCGCGAGCUGACUUGUCGUGUGAGUAGGAAACUGCGAAUUUAUGUUACUCGCCCUCUCUCUCAUCUGUUUAGGGUUUUUGUUUCGUCGUCACCAUCACCUUCAUCCACCGAAUACAGAAAAAGAAAACAAAUGGGUGAGGGUGGGAAGCGGAAUCGUCUGCAAAGAGAUCAUCAUGAUGGAGAUAAUAAGAACCAGAAGAGAAGGGUAAAUGAUAAAGAUGAAAGGGGUAAUAAUGAUGAGCUAGUUGCUUAUAGAAUACUUUGUCCUGAUGAGGUUAUAGGUAGUGUAAUUGGCAAAAAUGGCAAAGUUAUCAAUUCAAUAAGGCAAGAGACCAGGGCAAAGGUUAAGGUUGUUGACCCCUUUCCAGGCCCUAACGAUAGGGUUAUUACAAUUUAUUGUUAUGUUAAGAAGAAGGAAGAUGUUGAGUUGGACGAUGAAUUUCAUGAUCAUCAGCCAUUUUGUGCUGCCCAGGAUGCUCUUCUUAGAGUUCAUUCUGCUAUUUCAAAUGCAGUUUCGUCUGUUCUUGAUUCUGACAGGAAAAUGAAGGAUAAAGAGGAAUGUCGAAUCCUUGUCCCAUCUAGUCAGUCUGCCAAUAUUAUUGGUAAGGCUGGGACCACAAUAAAGAAAUUGAGAAGCAAGACGAGGGCCACUAUUAAAGUUACUCCUAAGGAUGCUUCUGACCCAACUCACUCAUGUGCUAUGGACUUUGAUAAUUUUAUAAUGAUAGCUGGUGAAUCAGAAGCUGUGAAGAAAGCAUUAUUUGCAGUUUCUGCAAUUAUGUAUAAGUUCAAUCCUAAGGAAGAAAUUCCGCUUGAGACGACUGUGCCAGAAGCUCCUCCAAGCAUUAUUAUACCAUCAGAUGUCUCCAUUUAUCCACCAGGUGGAUUAUAUCCUAAUGCUGAUCCAAUUGUCCCUUCUAGAUCUGUUCCACCAAUCUUAGGCUCUACACAUUUACCAGAACAUCAAGGAUACCAGGAUGCAGGGGGUUCAUGGCCUGUAUAUUCUUCCACCCUUCCUGUAGUUCCUAGUUUUGGCAUUGCAUCUCAAUCUGAGGAAUUAAUCUUACGAGUAUUGUGCCCCUUUGAUAAAAUUGGACGUGUCAUUGGUAGGGGUGGGGGUACUAUUAAAACCAUAAGGCAGGCUAGUGGAGCUCGUAUCGAGGUUGAUGAUACCAAAGCUGACCGUGAUGAGUGUAUCAUUACAGUGACUGCUAUGGAGUCACCAGAUGAUUUGAAAUCCAUGGCAGUGGAAGCUAUUUUAUUGCUACAGGGGAAGAUUAAUGAUGAAGAUGAUGACACUGUUAGCAUUAGACUCCUUGUUCCAUGUAAAGUUAUUGGGUGUAUAAUUGGAAAAAGCGGUUCAAUCAUAAAUGAAAUUCGCCGGAGAACCAAAGCUGAUAUACGCAUUUCCAAAGGCCAGAAGCCUAAGUGUGCUGAUUCUAGUGAUGAACUUGUUGAGGUGCUAGGAGAAGUUGGUAGUGUGAGAGAUGCCCUUGUCCAAAUUGUUCUGAGGCUCAGAGAUGAUGCCUUGAAAGAAAAAGAUGGCAGUCAUAAUCCUUCAGUUGGUGCCGAUCCUUUAUACUCAGGUGGCUCUGGUAUUUCAGUACCAUCUCUAUUGUCUUCUGUUCCACCAGUCACUCCACUGGCUUAUGACCAGAGGCCUGAAACUGGAAGUGGCUUGGGCCUGCUUUCAUCAAGCAAUCUCUAUGGAUAUGGAUCUUUGACGAUGGGAGAUAAUGGGUAUGAUUCAAUGUCUUCAUAUUCAUCGUCUAAGCUGUAUGGAGGACUGCCUCCACCCUCAACCCUGGAGAUGUUGGUGCCUGCUAAUGCAGUGGGUAAAGUGCUGGGCAAAGGAGGCGCAAAUAUAGCCAACAUACGGAAGAUAUCAGGAGCAAUGAUAGAGAUCUCUGAUGCCAAGUCUGCUAGAGGCGACCGUAUUGCUCAUAUAUCUGGCACGCCAGAGCAGAAGCGUGCAGCUGAAAACUUGAUCCAGGCAUUUAUAAUGGCUACCUAAUUUUCAAGAACACAUAUCUUGGUAUUUUGAAGGUGAAUAGUUAAAAUUUUGGAAUAUUCUUCGUCACAGUCAUCCUUAGUUCUUUAGGUUCCAUAUGGAAAGGGCUUCACUUUCUAGGCUUCUACAAGUGGACUCCUGUUUCUUACAUAACGAUAUCUGCCAAGAUCACGUGGGAUGUACAAUGCUGGUUUACAUUUAUGGGCAUAGGUUCCUGCCAUUGCUGCUUGAUCUAUUCCUUAAUCUGCAGAUCUUAGAAACUGUUAGGUUCUUUCUUUCCCUCCGUUCUGUUUUAUCUGGUCUUAUCAUUAACUAGUAUGGGCCCCACCUUAUUUCCAAUAUUGUUUAUUCUCUGAUUUGAUAAUCACUAGGAAGUGUUUUCAAUACCAUAUUGCCAAACUCAUUAUGAAUAUGUGUUGUUUUUUCUGGCCAUACAAUCUCUUGAUCUCUGCUUGUUAGAUAAUCUUCUCUCUCAGUGAUUCAAAAUGCUGUGCAGUUGUUUCUGAACUCUACUUGAUUUUCCUGGCUUUUACAUUUCUAAUGCAGUUUAAAGGCAAUCACCCUCUUGUAAUGAUUAGUAAAGUUGACUCUCUGGAGUCUUGACUUGCUUCAUUCUCCUCUUAGCUAAAAAAUCGUGUGUCUUUUUCUCCGGUUUAUGAAGACGAAGACUUGGAGAUUAGAUCAUUAAAUUGCUACAUGUCAUAUAGUUCUCUCUCUAUAUCCUCCUUCAUGCAUAUUUUUGUGAGUUGCACAUUACGUAUGCGAUAAAAUUCAAAACAAGCUAUCAAAUUUCUUUAGGGAAGUUAUUGUUGUUUUAAUACUCUUAUAGAGCCCCGAAGAUUUUUCUCUCAAAGCUUUUACUGUGCCACCAGAUACAAGUUAGACGAAAGAUACCUCUUAACUGUCAGAUUUGAACAGCUAUAGGUAAUUGCAGUGCCACUAUCUUUUCUACAUUUGGGUUGUUGCUUUCAUUGACAGCCCAGUUUCUUAUGUCUUAAGUUCAGUUAACUUCUGCUUUUAUUGGUACUUGAGUUAUUGAACAUCUUUUAUUGAUCACCUUUAGGCCAUGAUUAGGUUAGCUGCCCUCAAAAACUUUUCAAAGUUGUCAUAUAGCCUUAAUAUAUUAAGUUACUCCUCUUCCUUCCUCUUAUCUCUCUUUUCUUUUUGCUUUCCCACUGCUCUUUUGUUCUAACUUCUUGUUGACCCCCUUUUACUUCAAAUAUAAUUCCAGCCUGAUAACAUGGGUUCAAAACAACAUUUUGUUUUUCUUAAUUUUAGUGAGCUGUUUAUUGUUAAAAGGCUCUUCAUUAUAAGAAUAUCCAAUUUCCUUUCAUGGUGAAUCCCCUGUUAGUUGUUUCCAUAAUCCAUUUUUGAAAGACAGUCCAGAUGGUGUCAAGUUGGUUUUCAUUCAGCAGUGGCUCUUCGUUUUUUGUUUGGCACGUCAUCAUGCAGCUCUACUCAGUGUUCAUUGUCUACCAUUUUGGCUCCUAAUUCUCGCUAAAAGCGUUAUGAAUAUCCUGUUCCUUUUGUCCAUUUGAUGUCCAGUUAUUCCGGAUUUUGUAACGAGGGAUGGGUCUUUUUCCCUCCAUAAUGCCAACCUGCUGUAACAGCCACUCUCCUAAUUCAUAAGGUCAACCAUAGGAUUUCAACCUACUGGCAAACACUGUUACUUUAGGCGAUGAACCAUUAGGUAGCCAAAUUCAUUGCUAUCAGAUUCUGAUGAUCAUGUUGUGCACAAUGUUACCAAAAACUGUACAUUAUGCAGUUUUGUAAGUGAUCUACUUUUACCUGCACCCUUUUCCAUUUCUUUUUUUGACAAUGAACUGUUUUUAUUAGUUCCUUUGCCUUGAAAAUCUGCAGGUAAAGCACCAAUUCCCAUGUAACUUCCUUUUUUAUUUUUUCCCUUUCUCAAAGUUCCACAAAAUAUGCCGUACAGCACCAGUAGACGCAAUUCAAAACUGCCAUUCUUUUAACUUCAGUUAUGAGUCAUAGCAGAGUUCCUUUCUGUUAAAAGUUCUUUGCUACUGAGUAUACUGUAAAUGUGGAAUCGUUUUGUAGUAAAGUUAGCCUGCCAUGUUUAGUUAUGAAUGCAUACCCAGCCUUUACUUUUUUCCAUGAUCAAGAGCAUUUCUAAGCAAGUUAGUUCCUCCAUUAUCCUAAUAGGAUUACGCAAGCUGGUCUGCUGUGAUGAGCUAGAAAACCCUCCUUCAUUGUCUUAGAUCUGUCUACAUGUAAAGGUCUUUUUAUCUUGUCCCUUCACGUAAAAUUGAGUUUGAAAGGCUGUUUGAUGACUGAUCAAGUUAGUAUUUGGUAGAAAGUGGAGUAUUAAUAUUCUUUUACGAUAGCAGUGGAGGUGAGAACAAGAAAAUUAUUUGACUAGGAGGCUGUUGCAUUAAUAUGGUUUUGUAUUUUUUAAUUGAUGUAGAUGGUUAUGUACGCUAUUGUUAAAAGCUUGUGGUGAUAUGUGGUAACUUGCUUAAUGCUAUACGUUGUGGUUUACAAGUA